Nymphalis io (European peacock) is the source of this 978-nucleotide messenger RNA. RefSeq lists its product as uncharacterized. The record is from RefSeq and is a predicted model, not a curated record. NCBI's taxonomy places the organism in Eukaryota, Metazoa, Arthropoda, Insecta, Lepidoptera, Nymphalidae. The transcript has 4 exons. Bases 1 to 978 code for a protein of 325 amino acids.
AUGGCUGGAAAAUUUGCAGCAAAAUUUGUAAUUUUAAUCAUUCUAUCGGUGACUGUAGAAAUUAUACCGAUACAAUUACAGGAAGGCGAGGAAUUAAAAGAAAAUAACGUUGAAGGAUCGCAUUUGAAUCAGUGCUUAAGUGCUUCUGGGCGUUCAGAAAUAGGUGUAUGCUUUGGAAAGGAAUUGUUAAAUCAAUUGAACGAUUAUGACGAAACGGAAACUUUUAGUUUGGCAACUGGCGUGUCUUUUGUUAGAGAUGAUAAGACACCUAGGAACUUCGGCAACUUCCUGGACAAAGAUCCUAUGGAUUUCCGGUCUAUAAUGGAAGAUGCUAGUAACUUAAUCUCAAAACGCUCCUUACAUUGGGAUCUUGGAACAUUUUAUCCUGGAUUAGUCAUGAGAAUAGGCCCUACUCUAGCCAAUGGUGUUUUAGAAUUUGUUAUUGAUCCUAGAAUAAAAGACAGAACAUAUCAUCAACAAGGAGAAGUAACUACUGGUCGCUUAUUGGCUAGAAACUUAUUAGUACCAUUUUUAUUGGGUCUUAAGUUCCAUAUUACUACACUCCUGCCUUUGCUACUUGGUCUCCUAUUGCUGGCAAGCAAAAAAGCAUUUCUUCUGGCAAAAUUAGCCCUUUUAGCUGUUACGUUGUUUAGUGGAGGAUCAGCGUGGGGUGGUGCACCUUCUUACUUCAACAGUUUUGGAAGCCCUAGUCUAUCUUCAUACACUUCACAUGAAAACCUUGGUCAAUACCAAGGUCACCACAGCUCUGGAGGAUACUACCGUGAUAACAGACAUCUUCACCCUAGCGAUUACUUUUAUAAAGAGAAAGUAGCUGAACCAUCCACUGCUUCUCCUAUCACACCAGACGAACUAAGAGAUAGACUGGAGAGACUAUUCAUAACCAAGAAAGAGGAUCAAAGAGAAGACACUAAAAUACGAAACGCAAGAAACUUCGCUUGGACACCUAUCAAUGUAUAA